Molecule: messenger RNA, 833 nt
Organism: Chiloscyllium plagiosum (whitespotted bambooshark)
Lineage: Eukaryota; Metazoa; Chordata; Chondrichthyes; Orectolobiformes; Hemiscylliidae
Gene: inip
Product: ints3 and nabp interacting protein
Biological process (GO): DNA repair
Cellular component (GO): nucleoplasm; SOSS complex; nucleus
Source: RefSeq, a predicted model, not a curated record
GGGAACGCGGUGACGCAAAUGUCUCCGCCCCUUGUCCCCGCCGGCGCCUCGCGUUGUGACGUCAGCCGUCCCGGAUCCCUCUCGAAUGCUGCUCUCCCCGCCUGAGCUCAGUGACAGCAGGGCCUAGCAGCAUCUUCCCAACUCCACCAUGGAGUUUGGAUGUUCAACAGAAAUGACAACAAACCCUCCAGCACCAGAAUAAAGAAAAUCGGAAACAGAGAAUCCCUUUCAAAAGACUUUCAGAACAAAAACCGUGCUGCUAUCCUGGCAGAGCUCAAACAGGAGAAGAAAAAAUUGAUAAUGCAGAAUCAGUCAGCAAUGAACAACCCUGGAGCCAGUAUCCCUUUAUCAAGACCUGCCUUUGCUAAAGAUUUUCGAGACCACGCUGAACAACAGCACAUAGCCGCACAACAGAAAGCAGCCUUGCAGCAUGCACAUGCACAUUCUUCAGGAUAUUUCAUAACUCAGGACUCUGCAUUUGGAAAUCUUAUUCUUCCCGUGUUGCCACGUUUGGAUCCAGAAUAACCACACAAAAUAAUGACUAUUAAACUGAUAAGAAAAAACGCAAACAGGGCUUCAUUUUUCAUACCAGAAUGAACACCGAUUUAAAGGGAAGAGAACAUUUAUCGAUCUGUUCAUUGGUUGAUUGUGUCAGUGGACCAUGACGUUUCAUUGCAGAUUUUGCAUAUGGAUAUUUUGUACAAGAGAAAAGGAAGCACCCAAUCUGUGUUUUAAAAUCUGAAUUCAAAAGUUUGCUUAUGUUUAGCUUUUGUGACUGGCCCCAGAAUUAAAUUCAUCGACACAAAGAUGCCAAAUGUUCUAGAACAAAUUAA